Molecule: messenger RNA, 2119 nt
Organism: Xyrauchen texanus (razorback sucker)
Lineage: Eukaryota; Metazoa; Chordata; Actinopteri; Cypriniformes; Catostomidae
Product: coiled-coil domain-containing protein 60-like
Exons: 14
Coding region: 1-1863 (620 amino acids)
Source: RefSeq, a predicted model, not a curated record
AUGCCUUUUCCAGUAAGCAAAGCGUAUGAAUCUGAGAUGUUUUGGGAGAGAUUUCACCACAGACAGAAGUCAUUGACCCCUAGAGGCUACAGUUCACUUAGCCAAAACUACACCGAAGAUGUGUUGAAGCCACUUCAACUGGAACCAAAGAGACAAAUCAUUAAAUAUCUGCAACUGGAGAAGGCACCAAAGGAGAAGAUCUCUGGCGCUGAUGACACUCUCAUUCUCGAAACCCCUCAACAUUCUUCACAGGAAAAUGAGAAAUUGCCACUUCAGUGUCUGCAGUUUCGGAAAAGAGAGGACAUGGUUUUACGCAAACAUCUGUGCCGCACAAGGCAGCACAUUGUUGCCGUGAAACAGGGGCGUGACUACUUUCACCUCCUCCAAAAGGAGGAGCAGGAGGCACAGGAGAAGCAGAGGAUCGAAAGAGAGAGGAGGGAGGAGUUAAGACACACUGAGCUUCGACCUCCCACUGUGUCUGAUUCAGAUGAGGACAGUGAUACAAAGAGGUGGCCUGACAUUGCAGCAACACACAUUUCUGAAUGGAAACACAACAGAAUGACAUUUUGGGCUGCCCGCCCUUUUACUCCCAUCCACAUAUCACUGACAUCAGCUCAGCCACAACUACUACCUGGAGAGCGUUUGUAUUGGCAGUUGUGCUGUCUGAACUGGCUGCUGGAGGCAUUGACUCAAGAACGUCCUGGAAGGUUUGGACCUGGUAUCGCCUGUUGGGAUGCUAAGGACCCUGGAAGAAGCAGAACCAUGAUGAAGAGGCUGAAUAAGGAAAAGGCAAUAGAGGCCAAGUGGGAGCAGUUUAUCGCCCCUCCGAAGACACGGCAUCUCACAUCCAGGCCACCACGCAUCUCUUCAGGACGACACCUAACCUGGAAGUCUUCGACUGUCAGUGUUGCUCCUUCCUUACUAACAGUGUCAUCAGUGGGCAGCUUGUCAUCUUUGGCACCUGCUCCAGAACACACCUGUAAUGAGCCUGUCUUCAGUGAGGGUUUCGAGAUUGUGAAAGAAUCCCAUCCUGAUCCAACACCCUCAGAAUAUCUUCAGAAGCUCCUUCAAGAAGUGUACCAGAAUGUUCUUAAAGUCUGUGGUACUUCAGAAAGUGAAUUUAUCUCUGUACCAGACAGAAUCACAUCUAUGAUGUCAGUCAAAGUCCAUCCUGAGAGUGAACAAAAUACAAGCGCUGAUGAGAAGAUAGAGUCUCAGAGAGUGAAGAGUUCCCCUGGACGACAAACCUCGGACACUAGCCAGCUUGUCCACGAGAAGGAAGCCAUGCUGAAUGAGAUAAAGGCAUAUUUUGUGGGCAAAACAAAAGAGUUGACACUAAGUUUGUCCGAUGCUCUGGACCGCACUGCUAAGAAGAGAUUGGAUUUUGGGGUCCAGAGAGUCCGGUCUCCUUGCAAUAUGGCAUCCCGUGGACGAAUCCAUUCUGCUGUGUCCACCUUCACUUCUGUGGCCUCUAUAUCAACAGUGCAGCACUCAAAACACCCUGAUACCACUGAGGAUCCUUACAGUACUCAGUGGCUCUCGGCGUUGCUAAGUAGCCUGGCCCCCAUCAAACAUUCAGACAGGAGGAUAACAUGUAUACUGGGAAAGUUGAGUAGAUUUACAGAAGGUGACACACUUCGAGUUCAUCCGCACAGCUUUCUCAGGGUCCUAAACUCCCUCCAAACCUGGGAGCUUUGCUACCCGGACCUGUGUGUGGCAUUAGAGAUAGUGAGGCAGAAUGUGGUAAAGAUGCCUGAAGCAGAAUACGACACAUGGCUUCACAGCAGAGUCAACCAAUCACAGUCCACCAAGAGUGCAACACACAACUUUUUUGCUAUCAUAACAAACUCACAAAUUGCAUAAAUGUUUUUGCGAAUAUCUGAUCCAUUUAUUUGCUGUAUUACAUAAAAUCAUUAUUUUACAGUAUUUUUUCCCCUCUAGUACGAUGAUGAAUUAUUAUAUUAAUAUAAUGGUGAAAUGAAUGAGAAUCACCUUUUAUAAUUACAAAAUACAACAAAAAAGUUCUUUUCUGAGUACUUUUCUUCUGAUGUUGGGGGAAAAAACAUGACCCCUAAAUAUUCUUGACAGGCACACUUUUUCUUUCUCAAAAAGAGAUUUU